Messenger RNA from Didymodactylos carnosus, 504 nucleotides. The record is from the annotation of a GenBank genome assembly. Lineage: Eukaryota; Metazoa; Rotifera; Eurotatoria; Philodinida; Philodinidae.
AUGAUAAGCGGAAAGGAUUGUUCCGAUUCAAAUCUGAUUACAUUCGAUGACAUAACAAUUGAAUCGUUAGCUGAAAUACCUUCUGAUUAUAUCGGUGUACAAUGGAAUAAUUUUCAUGUGAUGAAUCUGACUGCCUACCCACAUUAUAACACAAGUGGUUUCUACACAGCACUUCGAAGCGGAUAUAUUGCCUUCAAUAAAAAUGGAUUAACCAUGACGAUUAGUGCUAAUCCCCCAAAUGUAUUUAAUUUAUAUUCAUUUGUCGCUGCUUCUGGUUCCCAAAAUCAGUUAAGAUUAACAAUGAUUGGUCAGCGUUUAUCAAAACAAUUGUACGCUGCAACAUAUCCAUUAUAUACGAAAUGGCAACAAUUAAUCGAAUUAAACUAUUUGAAUAUUGAUACCAUCACACUUUCAACCGAUGGCUCAUCUGAGUUUGCAAUGGAUAAUUUAUGUAUUUCGACUUCAUCAUUAACAACAACCACCACCUCCACAACAGAAACAUAA